This is a messenger RNA of Sphaerodactylus townsendi, 1050 nucleotides long. It is a transcript of the gene ARL6IP6, whose product is annotated as ADP ribosylation factor like GTPase 6 interacting protein 6. NCBI's taxonomy places the organism in Eukaryota, Metazoa, Chordata, Lepidosauria, Squamata, Sphaerodactylidae. The record is from RefSeq and is a predicted model, not a curated record.
UGGGAAAAGUGCGCCCGCGAGCGAGGUUGUACGAACAAGGCUACGGCGGCCCGAGAGGACACCAACUCCUCAAGCGGACGGCGGACGCCACUCCCGAAACGCGGCACUCUGUGGAGGUGGGGAGAAAACAGCGGGGCUUCGCACGCCUCACAUUCUCGGCCGUUUCCUUUAAGGGAACGCAGCGGCAUGGGAGGGAAGCGGAUCCACUGGAAGAGGAAGAGGCGCGGCCUCUAGUUUCUGACGUCUCGCGGUCUCCCUUUCACUUCCGGUUCUCGUUUACUUUCUUCUUCCGGCUCAAGGAAGCUUUCAAACGGGUUGACUGUUACUUUCGGCUGUGGCGUGCGCGCGCUCUUUCCUUUCCUCCGAGGUGUCAUGGCGGCGCCUUACACGAGCGAAGCGACACUCGACAGCUACAGACGGGGCGGUCGCGCGGGGGCUGCCCACAGCCCUUGGCCUCCGGGCGGCGCGGCGGUGGCGCGGAAUCUGCACGCGGAGCUGGAGGGCGGCGGCGGCGAAGGAAACGGGGGCCUCCUAGGCAGCCUGGAGGGCGUUUCUGCGGCCCGGCCUGGUAUCAGUCUGGUCCACCAGUUAAUCUCCCGAGACGGGUCGGCACACCGCUGGCCCUGCAGUCAGCCCGUUCGGUGGCGCGCCGCCUCCCGGCCGUAUAGUUCGCUUCAUAUUCUCCUUCUGGCCAUCGCUUUUCCGUCUUUGGUGCUGGUGUGCGGCCAAAGCUCGCACACGAUUGAAUCCCCAGCCGUUGAAGCGCAUUACUUGCAGUUUGAGGAAGGAAAGACUGAUGAAAGUAUAGAAACAAACGUUUUAGCCUGGUGGCGAAGCCUGCUCCUUGCAUUAGUGUCAGGUCUGUCAUGCUGCAGUUUUUCUUGGACAGUGACCUAUUUUGACUCCUUUGAACCAGGAAUGUUUCCUCCUACCCCACUAUCACCUGCCCGAUUCAAACAAAUGACUGGACACUCAUUUCACGUGGGCUAUAGUAUGGCCAUUCUGAAUGGCAUAGUGGCAGCUCUCACAGUAGUAUGGUGUUUCCUUUAG